Molecule: messenger RNA, 1446 nt
Organism: Filobasidium floriforme
Lineage: Eukaryota; Fungi; Basidiomycota; Tremellomycetes; Filobasidiales; Filobasidiaceae
Product: putative methionine aminopeptidase
Exons: 14
Coding region: 257-1408 (383 amino acids)
Biological process (GO): proteolysis
Molecular function (GO): metalloaminopeptidase activity
Source: RefSeq, a predicted model, not a curated record
UCAUGUUCCUUGGAUAAUCUGACUCGAAGCCUUUCUGAAUGCAUGUCCAACCCGCCCAUAAUUACUUCCGACUAAUCUAUGCCGGCAUUUCGGAAAGCUUCCGAUCGGGCGUCCUCGAAAAUGCGGCCUGAAGUUGCCCAAAAUCAUCGUCAAUCGCAAUCAGCUACCAGUGAAAGUCGAUGGACAAGCUAAGACAAUAGCCUGGCGAUUUAGACACACCUUGACGACGUACUUUCACCAGACAUAGAGGCUCAAGAUGACCAAGUGCAUCGGUUGUAAAGACAAGGAGGCUUCACGGCUGGAAUGCCCGACUUGUAAAAAACUCGGAAUUCCUGGGUCCUUCUUCUGCGAGCAGGAGUGCUUCAAGAAGAACUGGGGCACCCAUAAGCAAGUGCACGCUUUUAUGCAGUCGCUGGCCGCUGCCAAUGCUUCAGCCGUCAGCUCAGGAGUGGAUGCCAAGGGAAUACCAACCUCUAUGUCGGGAUUCAAGUGGACGGGGCCUACACGACCAAAGUACCCUCUGAGCGCUACGCGCGUGGUACCGCCUCACAUCGUUCGACCGGACUAUGCUGAUCACCCUCAAGGAGAGUGUAUAAGCGAAGCCCGAGGCGCUCACCGAAACAGGGUCUUGAAUAGCACCGAAAUCGAGGCCAUGCGAAAAGUCUGCCGACUCACUAGGGAAGUUCUGGAUGCCAUAGCCGCUCAUAUUCGACCUGGUGUGACGAGUGACGAGUUGGAUGCCAUCUGCCAUGAAGAGUGCAUCAAAAGGGAUAGUUAUCCGAGCCCAUUGAACUACCGAUGUUUCCCCAAGAGUGUCUGCAUCUCAGUAAAUGAAGUGAUCUGCCACGGUAUCCCUGACCAAAGGCCUCUAGUCGAAGGAGACAUCGUAAAUCUGGACGUAUCGCUUUAUCACGGAGGUUUCCAUGGAGACGUGAACGCAACCUACCCAGUCGGGCAGGUGAGCGAGGAAGAUGCGACCCUUAUUGCCACCACAAAAGAGGCUACCGAGAGCGCAAUUGCCAUGUGCAAGCCCGGUGUGCUGUACAGGGAUAUUGGAAACAAGAUCGAAUCGAUCGUCAAGCCCAAGGGCUAUGGUAUCGUCCGACAAUAUACCGCUCACGGCAUCAACCAGCUCUUUCACUGCGCACCUUACCCAGUGCAUUAUGGAGGAUCAAAGACCCCGGGUAAGAUGGAGGCUGGUCAGAUCUUCACCAUCGAGCCCAUGAUCAACGGUGGUGUCGCAUCCCUUGACCACUGGAGAGACAACUGGACUGCCGUGACAAAAGACGGCAAGAAGAGUGCUCAAUUUGAAGAGACCAUCCUAAUCACCGAGACUGGCGCCGAAGUCCUGACGAGGCCAGGAUCUGUGAUCAAGGAUGGACGCAUCGUCGACCCUGUUAAGGCUUGAGGCAUUGUAUGCGAUUAGAGGAUAUACAUGCAACAGAG